CCUGCCCGCCAUUAGCACUUCAAACUCACCAUGUCGUCGCGUCAGCCCAGGUUCAACCAGCAGGCCCUCAUCGACACCACUCCGCUACCCGAUGACAUCCCCAAGGUCAAAGAACUCGGCGCCAGUUCUGCCCCUCUCCUCAGCGCCUCCUUCUUCAUCGGUGCGCGGUGCAAGGCCUUCAACGAUGACUACAUGAUGUGCAAGACCGAGGCGAACGGCCGGGGUGAAUUCGACUGCAUGCAAGAGGGUCGCAAGGUCACCAGAUGCGCAGCCAGCGUUAUCAAGGAUAUCAACGAGAACUGUCUGGCUGAGUUCCGCACUCACUGGCAAUGCCUGGAGAACCACAAUCAGCAGCUAUGGAACUGCCGGUCAGAAGAGCGGAGGUUGAACAAGUGCGUAUUUGAGAAGCUGAAAUUGGAGAAGACGAUACCAGAGGCGCCCAAGGGCGAGACGCCCGUCCAUUUGCGAGCACGCAACAUCUUUGCUACUCAUUGAGCUUUGUACAUAUAUCACCAGGGACAGGAAAAUCAACGACUC
Cucurbitaria berberidis CBS 394.84 is the source of this 537-nucleotide messenger RNA. Its product is annotated as NADH-ubiquinone oxidoreductase 20.8 kDa subunit. NCBI's taxonomy places the organism in Eukaryota, Fungi, Ascomycota, Dothideomycetes, Pleosporales, Cucurbitariaceae. Gene Ontology annotation, biological process: mitochondrial electron transport, NADH to ubiquinone. The transcript is spliced from 4 exons. The record is from RefSeq and is a predicted model, not a curated record. Bases 31 to 495 code for a protein of 154 amino acids.